CCCAUGGAACCAGUGAAGUUGGUAACGUUCUGAACUAAGCUAAUGAAAAGUCAUUUACGCUAUUUACAAAAUGCCGAUCUGUCAGACAUAAUAAUUAAUAACUUGAAAGGGUUUAAUCUAAUGUUGCUAUAACUUUUUUGCCUUAACCCAUUUGCUUUUUGUUAUAUACUUAUCACUAUAUUUUACAUGUAUGUGCUGCAAUAAAAUAUGUUUAAAAACUAAUAAACCACUCUUUCAAAACAACAUGCUACAUGUAAAUAUAGCGGGGAAAAUGACAGCAAUUUGAUGGACCAGCUUUCGUUUGACAACAGCUUGUAUUGCCGUCUGGUAUAAUGCUCUAUUUUUCUGGCGUAUAUAAAAGAGUGUGGUUCCAAAAGUUAGACAGUGAUAUAGCCAAAACGACUCUUUACGUUGCAGUUCAUCCAUAAAAAAAUGAAGUACUUUGCGAUUUUUGUUAUUUUUGCAGUGGUCGCCAUGGUAACAGGCGGAGUUCUGGUUGGCGCACCGGAAGGACAGUCCACUAGUGACAGACGUCUUCAACGAAUGGCAGAGUUUGCUGUUGGGGAGCUGGGAUCCGAAUAUGAACUAGUUCGAGUUGUUUCGGGCACGACACAGGUCGUGAAUGGAAUGAUGUACAAUAUUGAACUUGUUGCUAAAAAGGUGAUUCCAGGAAAGAAGAACCAAAGACGUCGCUGUAAGGUGUUGGUUUAUGAAAUAAGACAUCAAGGAUAUCUCGAGUUGGAAGAAUUCCACUGCCACUUUAAUAAGAAGGCACCGAGACUUUAAUUUAUUGGACACAGCAGAAGAAUUUAAAUAAAGACUUUCUUCUUUUGCAUGCAAAUCAUGAUGAACAUGUAGAUAAAGACUUACAAUUACCACAAGUAAUAUACAUUGUUCUACAUUAUAGUUUUAGAAAAAGACUAACUAAA
This is a messenger RNA of Ruditapes philippinarum (Manila clam), 929 nucleotides long. RefSeq lists its product as uncharacterized. The transcript is spliced from 3 exons. Gene Ontology annotation, molecular function: cysteine-type endopeptidase inhibitor activity. The coding region runs from base 433 to 786 and encodes 117 amino acids. The record is from RefSeq and is a predicted model, not a curated record. NCBI's taxonomy places the organism in Eukaryota, Metazoa, Mollusca, Bivalvia, Venerida, Veneridae.